This is a messenger RNA of Spodoptera littoralis (African cotton leafworm), 2982 nucleotides long. Lineage: Eukaryota; Metazoa; Arthropoda; Insecta; Lepidoptera; Noctuidae. The record is from the annotation of a GenBank genome assembly.
AUGAUGUCAUCGGAAGAGGAGGCCGACUCGUCGUACUCGGAUAAACUGCUUAGGAAACAGAAACGCGCCAGACAGCGCGUGGACGCCGGUGAGCCGCGCAAUUCUUACUCGACUCUUACGACGAACGGACUCGCGCCCGCGCGCGCCGCACACAUGAGUGGUGGACUUUACGGCGCCAUCUUCGAGGGCCGCCAACACUUCGGGCUCUUCGGCCCUGGCUACCCUCCAGCUGAAAUGAUUAACGAACUACUUGGACGAACGCCCAAGCAGGAGGAUGCUGGUGAUGAAACCACUGGCGGUGAUAUCGCGCACCGAGUGCUGCGCGAUAUUCUACAAAGCCGCAAGAAGGACCUCCUGCGCCUCUCCCCGGACAAUAACAAUGUGCUCGCAAACAACAACAACGACGAGCCCAAGAUAAAGAUGUCUCCGGAGCGACCACAGUCUCGUGACUCCCGACCAGACCUGGAUGAUGCGCUACUGGCGCUCGACAGUGCCGGUGACUCGCGAACUUCACCAUCGCCCGCGCAUCCCUCGCAGGGGUCUGAGCCCUUGCUCGCACCCAAGUCUGAACCUGAAGAUCGUGACAGUGAUGCUCAACGUUCCUCGCCGCGACCGUUAGAUGUGAAACGUGCCCGUGUUGAAAACAUAGUGUCGACUAUGCGGUCUAGUCCCGCGCCUCAACCGCCACAAGUGAAUGGUUGCAAGAAACGGAAACUGUAUCAUCCGCAGCAGCACGAUGGAGCACACGAGCGCUACGGUACGAGCCACAGCAGCAGUGCACAGACAGUGUCAGACGACUCGGAGGACGACGGCGACAGACCGCCACCCAUCGAAAGAAAGUUAGUAGAAAAGAAUGCUCUUAAAUCACAACUUAGAACUAUGCAAGAACAACUUGCAGAAAUGCAAGAAAAAUAUAUGCAAUUGUGUAAUCGUAUGGGACAAGAAUCUGAGACGAAUGAUAAUGAUGGUGCUUCUAGUGACGUAGAACAAAACGACGACCCGUUGCCCAAGUCGGAGCCAGCGUCGCCAGCUAAGGAAGUGCCACCUCCAAUACCCAACAGUGUAGCGCCGAAUAUGCUCUCACAAGUAAUGAGCAAGAUGAUGUCGGCGAAGAUGCAUGCGCACGCUGUGGGUCACCCGCACCUGCCGCCUGGCUUCAACGGCGCGCUGCCCAUGAUGCCGCACCUACCUCCCGAGCACAUGCACGCGCCGCACCCACACCAACACCUCAACAACGCAGCCGCCAUGUACCUCAAUGUCAGUCAGAAAUUGUUCCUAGAGCAAGAGGCGCGCAUGAAAGAAGCCGCGGAACAACAACAGCAGCAGCAACAUCAACAACAACAGCAGCAACAACAACAACAAAACAAACAGCAGCAGAGGCCACAGUCCAACCAACAUUCGCCACAACAGCGACAACUUGGACCUACGCCAAAGCCGCCUUUAUCUUCAGAGCUGGCAGAACGACUAGACGCACUCCGUAGCAAUGCGGGCUCAGUGGGACCCGUCUCAGGGGCAGAUCUCGAAGGACUUGCUGAAGUACUAAAAAGUGAAAUCACGGCGUCACUCGCUAGUCUCAUCGACUCAAUAGUGACACGCUUCAUGCACCAGCGGCGAAUCAUGGGCAAGCAGUCAGAGGCGGCAGCAGCGGCAGCCGAGCAGCUCAAUAAAGACAUCAUGAUAGCGACGCAGAUGCUCGACCGCAAAUCACCGCCGUCGAAGCCACCGCCGAGGCCAUCUGGGCAAAUGUCAGGUAACCAACCCGUCCAUCACCCGGGCGCGCCUAACGGUGUCCCCUCGUUUCUGACACAUAACCCAAUGAUGAUGAGCCAGAUGAACGGCCCCCGCGCACCGAGCGGUGCCGCAUUCUCAAUGCACGCCGAGGCGAGCGGGCCGGGGCAUGGUGCUCACAUACGGCCUCCCACAGGCAUGUUCCAGACGCCGCCGAAACCGCUAGGACAGCUCUACAUGAACGGCCACUUCGACCGUGAACCCAACCCAGAACAAAACGAGGCCCUGAGUCUAGUCGUCACGCCCAAGAAAAAGAGGCACAAGGUAACAGAUACAAGGAUUACGCCCAGAACUGUUAGCCGGAUCUUAGGGGAAGGUGUGGGCCAGUCGCCCGAGAGCAAGUUCCCAGAAUCGCCGUCGCCACGGCCGUAUCCAGGAGGCAUGGCAGGUUUACCGACACCUGUAGCCAUCCCUAACCCAGCACUGCACGAGAGCCAGGUGUUCUCGCCCUACUCACCGUUCUUCGGUGCGGGGGGCGGGCUGGCGCGGUCGCCCCCGGCAGCACCGGAGCGAGAGUCUCCGCCGCUGCCGCACGCGCCCGCGCUGCUGCACCCCGCCCUGCUGGCGCACCACGCCUCGCCCGACUACCUACGCCACCACCACGCCAACGUAGCGCACCACGCGGGCCCACCGCACCACCCGCUCAUGGACGCGCAGGACCCUCACUCGGACUGCAACUCCACCGAUCUGCCCUACGAUGGAGUUCAGCCUACUUCCUCAACGCUGACGCCGAUGCACCUGCGCAAAGCCAAGCUGAUGUUCUUCUGGGUGCGGUACCCAAGCUCAGCGGUCCUCAAGAUGUACUUCCCCGACAUCAAGUUUAACAAGAACAACACAGCGCAACUCGUCAAGUGGUUCUCCAAUUUCCGGGAAUUCUACUAUAUCCAGAUGGAAAAGUAUGCGCGACAGGCCAUCAGUGAAGGCCUGAAGACAGCGGAGGACCUGCACGUGGCAGGCGAUUCCGAGCUGUACAGGGUGCUCAACUUGCAUUACAACAGGAACAACCACAUUGAGGUUCCACCAAACUUCAGAUACGUGGUUGAACAGACACUACGAGAGUUCUUCCGCGCCAUCCAAGGCGGCAAGGACGCGGAACAGAGCUGGAAGAAGUCUAUCUAUAAGGUGAUCUCGCGACUGGAUGAUCCAGUGCCCGAGUACUUCAAAUCGCCGAACUUUCUCGAGCAGUUGGAGUGA